Messenger RNA from Rotaria sp. Silwood1, 3903 nucleotides. Lineage: Eukaryota; Metazoa; Rotifera; Eurotatoria; Philodinida; Philodinidae. The record is from the annotation of a GenBank genome assembly.
AUGUUUCCUAAUGCAGCACCAACGGGAUCAACGCGACGAGUUUUACCACCUGAAUCUCCAGUUUCAAAUUGGAGUGUACUACUAUAUCGAAAAGUUGAACCAACUCAUUCAUUUCAUUCAUAUGAUGUAUCCCAAUCACCAAUACCUCAACAAGUUUAUGCAUCAUUUUAUAUUCAACUUCAACAACAAUACAAUCCAUCAUCAUCAAGUCAUUCCAAUAUACUUCAUUUACGAUAUAAAUCCCAACAACAAAAAAAUACUGUUGAUUCAUAUACACUUCCAUUUACGAUAUGUCUAUUAGAUGAUGUAAAAUUAUCACAAGAUACCACACCAGUUUCAUCAGCAACAGGAACAUCAUCUUCAAGAUUUUAUAAUGCUGAACAACAAACUGUUCGAAUCAAUCCACUAUCUGAUUGUCUACCAGUAUCAAUUCUUCGUGCUAAAGCAUUCCUUGGUAUAUUAGUAUUAAACAAUGCAACAAAUAGUAUCACUGCUAAUACUGCUGGUGUUAUUCGUCCAUUCAUGAUCUUUGUUACUGAAGAGACAUGUAUUGGACGAUUAUUUGAUGCUUAUAUAUAUCGUAUUAUACAAAUUUCAGCUAUUUCUAUGCGUGAUAGUCAAGAAGAUGAUACUUAUAUUGCUGGAAUAAAAAAAUUAUUUCAAGGACGAUGUUUUUAUUAUUCAAAAUAUUGUAAACCUGAAUCAACUAAUAAUAAACAUUAUUUUGAUAAACCAUAUGAUAUAACAUUAUGUGCUCAACGAAUGGCACAAGGACAUGAUAGUGAUAUACGAUUUUUUUGGAAUCGGGGUUUAUGUUUGCCAUUGCUAAAAUAUAAUAUUGAUAUUCGUUGUUGGAUUCCAAAAAUAAUGUGUGGUGGAAUCGAAAAAUACGGAAGCCAAAGUGAUGAUAUUGAUUUAUGGUUAAUAUCGAGAUUAAGUUGUGAGCGAGCUGGAACACGAUUUAAUGUUCGUGGUGUUAAUGAUGAUGGUGCAGUAGCAAAUUUUGUUGAAACAGAACAAAUUCUUCUUCUCCCUAAACAACAGAGUUAUUCAUCAUUUGUUAUUGUUCGUGGUUCAAUACCACUCUUUUGGCAUCAACCAAAGUUUCAAGUUGGCACUCACCGUAUAACACUAUCACGAAGUGAAGCAUUGAGUUUUAAGGCUUUCUUUGAACAUUUUGAACAUCUCUAUCGACAUUAUGGUCGUGUAUUAAUAAUAAAUUUAGUUGAACAACGUGACCACGAAAAACAUAUCGGAGAUGAAUACAGAAACUUAUUUAAUUUACUUGUUAAAACAUAUAAACAAGAACAAAAUAAUAUAAGUGAACGAGACUUUGUCUGGUUUGAUUAUCAUGAACAAUCACGUUCAGUUAGAAAUUUAGCACCUGAACAAUUUGUUCAAAAAUUAUUAAUUGAAAAUGCACAAUAUUCUAUUGGACAUGAAUUAGAACGACAAAGUACAUUUACUUGGAUUGAUGGAAGAAAAUAUAGUUUCCAAAAAGGAGUUUUUCGUAUUAAUUGUAUUGAUUGUCUUGAUAGAACAAAUAAUGUACAAUUAACAAUUGGUUUAAAUAUUUUAUGUAUGCAAUUAACAUAUUUAAAUAAACAAUGCAAUUUAUAUUAUAUACGGGAUCAUUUAAGAGAAAUGUGGAUUAAUAAUGGAGAUCAUAUUAGUAGAAUUUAUACUGGUACUGGUGCAUUAGGACAACGAAGUAAAGCAAAAGAUAUUCAACGUAGUGUUGGCCGUGCAAUACAAAAUAAUUUGCGUGACGAUGAAAAACAACAAUCAAUGCAAACAUUAAUUUAUUCAUAUUCAAAAGAUUCUUAUUUACAUGAACGUUCUGUUGCUGCUCUUUUUACUCCUUAUGUUAUAUCUGAUGGUAUUAUCUUAAGUGAAAUAUUGAAAAAUCGUCAAAAUUAUGUUCAAAAAGAUACAAUUCGUAUAUCUGUGGGUACAUGGAAUAUAAAUGGAGACAAAAAUCCAGCAUUAGAACAUGAAUAUCCAUCAAUUCUUGAUGCUUGGAUGCUUGAUGGACCAGAAAAUCUAGCAUGGAAACCAAGAAAAGCUAAUACUAUUCCAACUCUUGGAUAUGUUACUGAUGAUUAUGUAAAAUCUAUGCCAGAUAUAUUAGCAAUUGGUUUUCAAGAAAUAUGUGAUUUAACAGCUUCGAAUAUAGUUUCAAAAAGUUCAUCUAAUGCAAAUCGUUGGGUUAAAAAUGUAGAAAAUCAUCUUAAAAGAAAUUAUCGAACUCAUGAAUAUAUUCUAUUGGGUAUGGAUCAACUUGUUGGUGUGUGUUUAGCAAUAUUUAUUCGACGAGAUCUUGCACCAUUUGUCAAACACAUCGAUAUUGAUACAGUUAAAACUGGAAUGGGUGGGGCCAUAGGAAAUAAAGGAUGUCCAUCACGAGCAUUAUGGCAUGAUCAUAUAUUUUUUUUGGGUGAUUUUAAUUAUCGUUUAACAAUUCCACGUGCACGAGUUGAAAAUUAUCUACAAAAUCAAUCUUAUAUAGAGUUACUUGAACAUGAUCAAUUAAAAAAAGAACUCGCCAACAAAAAAGUUUUUCGUGAAUUUGAUGAAGGUCCAAUAAAUUUUCCUCCAACUUAUAAAUAUGAUGUUGGUUCAGAUGUAUAUGAUACAAGUGAAAAAGCUCGUACACCAUCAUAUACAGAUCGUAUACUUUGGCGCAGUAUAUCUCGUAAUAUUCAAGCUAAACAAUUAUAUUAUGGACGUGCUGAAGUUAAAACAUCUGAUCAUCGUCCUGUUAAUUCAAUAUUUGAUGUUGAUAUUGAAAAAUGUGAUGAAAAAAAUCUCUAUCAAGAAUAUGUUCAAUUAUAUAGAAGACUUGCACCAUCAAAUGCACUUAUUAUUUAUGAUAUGCGUGCUGAUUUAAAUCAAAGAAAACACCAGUUAAUAGAUGAAUUUGAUUUGUAUGUUAGAAGAAAAUAUGGAUCUGAUAUAUCAAUUGUUGAUCGAUUUUGUACUUCGAAUCAAAGAUAUCUUUCAUUAUAUAUGUUUUUUGAAAAUGGUGAACAUGCUCGAAGAGUUAUGCAACCAAACGAAGAUCAACUUCCUAGUGGAAUUUACUUUAGUAAACGUUUAAUAGAUUCAAAUGAAGAUAUUGCUUUAACUCAAAAAUUAAAUAUUCUUUUUACUGAUGCUGAUCAAACAAUGGGUUUAGAAUCGAUUGCUUAUGAUCUUGGUGCUUAUAAACAACCAGCUCGGGAAUCUCUUUCGACAUUACAAGAUGUCAAUGUAACUAAUAAUGGUCCCGGUGAAGAAUUGUCAUCGAUUAGUGGAAAUGACACAGACGAAAAUUAUCAAGAAGAUACGGUUGGUCAAUUGAUUUCAUUUGAUUCUGAUCAUCAUGCAUUAUUUGAUUUUUCAUCAAAUAAUCAUCUUCAAAGUCAACAGAUGGAUGAUUUGUUUAAUAAAAACUCAUUUGAUCCGUAUCAUUUUUCUUCUCGACCGGUAUCAAAUAAUACUACAACAAAUAGUGAUAAUCUUUUUUCAUUUGAUAAUCAUACACAAUCAGCUGGAUCGACUUUUUAUAUUGACUCAUUAAAAAUGACUUCUACUCCACCUUCUCGUCAAACUGAUUCACCGUUAAAUACCUUUUCGACAUCUUUAGUAAAUUCAACAGAUUAUGAAAACAAUAAUAAUCGUAGUACAUUUUAUUAUCAACCAUCACGACAAUUUGUGCCUACUCGACCACCACCAUCGGUACCUAUAACUGCUACUGCUGCACCUGCUUCUAUUUCUAAUAAUGAUGUUCAACGACCAUUGACACUAGAAAAUCUUAGUUUAAAUCCAUUUAAUAAUAACAAUGAGACAAUAAGUGAUUUACUCGAUUUAGGAGACCCAGGUUCACCACCUCCAAGUCCAAAAUUUGAUCCCUUUGGUUGA